AUGGCGCGUCUAUUUCUUCAAGUGCAAACUCUAUGGGCCAAAACCCCAAAAACAUGGUGCGUGAACCGUCUGACGCAUGUGUCUGGAUUACACACGGCGCAAGAAUUCAUCGGAGGGUACGCGGUGAUAAGCUCUACCCCUCCAAAAGGCUGGAAAUCACUAUUCUCUCUAAUAGAGUCAAAUCGUAACACGAUUGGUGAUUUACCUUACCAUCUGAGAGCGUUGCGGCCGCUCCGAUCGAUCGCCAGUUCGGUUCCGAAAGCGCGAACACGCGGCGGUAGUGCCGUGCGCGCGCGCCACCACUCCAUUGAUAAAGCUCGCGAUUCCCGCUCCGGCGGCCACCAGUCGGGACCGUGCCGCCGCCCAGAGCACACGUCCCCAAGUCGCGCACCGCUGCCGCACCGCGACCACAGACCUCGGCAGGCGACGGAUCAGUUCUCGCCCAUCUGCGGUACCGGUGGCAUGGGUGAUGGUGCCGUGAUGAGUGCGCGGUGGUUGGUAGCGGCGCUGCUGGUGCUGGGCGCCGCCUGCGAGCCCAGGGCCCCCAGGGCGGACACCCGCCCACGGCAUUGGCAGCGAGGCGCGCGCACCCUGGACGACCGCGCGCCCAGCCAGUUCGUCGGGCCCCACGUCUGUCGGAGUCGCAACAGCACGCAUUGCUGCCCGGGCUGGUCUUCGAGGCCCAACUCCUUACUUUGUGUCGUCCCUAUAUGCCGCCCGGACUGUGGCUCCCCUGGCUCGUGCGUGGCGCCCAACAUGUGCCGGUGCCCUAAUGGCAUCGAGGCGCCCUCUUGCGGCAACGGGGGAGGAUUCUAUCCCUAUCCCGUUCGGACCCGCGGCGGCUGUCGGCGCAUCUGCAUGAACGGCGGAACUUGCACAAACGGCACUUGCGCCUGCGCCCCCGGCUGGAGUGGGGAGUUCUGCACAGAGCCGAUUUGUCGGGAGCCUUGUUUGCACGGCGGCCGCUGCAUCGCCCCGGACAGAUGCGUGUGUUUCCACGGACUGUCCGGCACGAGAUGCGAGAUCGAUAGAAGAACAGGACCUUGCUACACGGACACGCGUGGAGCCCUGUGCACUGGCGCCCUGGAGGGAGUGGUGUGCACGAAACAGUUGUGCUGCGCCACUGUGGGCGUGGCAUGGGGCCACCCCUGCGAGAGAUGCGCGGACCUCGACUGCCCCACGGGACACCUGAGGAACCUCGCCACUAAAGAGUGUCAGGACAUCGACGAGUGCGCCGCUGUCCCCGGCCUCUGCGAGGGCGGACGCUGCGUCAACUCGAUCGGGUCGUUCUCGUGCGAGUGCCCCCCCGGCCAGAGGCGCCACAGGAUCACAAACAACUGCGAGGACAUCGACGAGUGCGAGGACCCCGACAUUUGCCCGAAUGGAAAGUGUGUGAAUACUGAGGGAGAUUAUUAUUGUCUUUGCAAUCCUCACUUCAUACCAAGUCCGGACAAGAAGUUCUGUAUUGAUGGACGCGUUGGCAGCUGCUUCGCGUAUCUGAGCGAGACAGGAGAAUGUGGCGACAGGCUGCCGGUUCCAUUAUCGAACCGUGAUUGCUGUUGCGGGUACAACAUGGGCCGAGCAUGGGGCGACCUCUGCGCACCCUGCCCCCCACGUGGAUCCACGGAAUGGACCCACCUUUGCGGUGGUGGUUUGAUACCGCCCGAUUGGAGACGGAACGACACGAGUGGUGGUGGUAUUGGUGGCGGUGGUGACACCGCCCAGCCCAUCGCCAAGAUCAACGAGUGCAUGCUGAGGGAUGGCAUCUGCGGGCUUGGCGAUUGUAUCGAUAAGGACAUCGGGUAUCAAUGCGAGUGUUGGGACGGCGCCGAGGCGGCUGAACAAGACGGGAACCCGACUUGCAUCGACAUCGACGAGUGCGCGCUCGAGUACUGUAAAGGAGGUAAUUGCGUCAACAAACCCGGCGGCUUCGAAUGCAGAUGUCCGCCUGGUUUCGACCCCGUAGAGAACGGGCUGCGAUGCAGCGACAAGAACGAGUGCGAAAUGACCAAUGGGGGAAUGUGCACCAACGGAGUGUGCACCAACGUGGAUGGCAGCUUCGAGUGCACGUGCAACCCGGGCUACGAGUCGACGGAGACGGGGCACGCGUGCCGCGACGUGGACGAGUGCCGCGACAACCCGCGCGUGUGCCGCCGCGGCCGCUGCCGCAACACGCCCGGCGCCUACGAGUGCGCCUGCGAGCCGGGCUUCGCGCCCACCGCGGGCGGCUACUGCGCCGACGUGGACGAGUGCGCGGACGCCUCCGUGUGCCAGGGCGGGCGCUGCGUGAACAGCGAGGGCUCGUUCCAAUGCGUGUGCGAGGCCGGCUACAGGGCGACCGCCGCGCGCGGCGCCUGCGUCGACGUGGACGAGUGCGCGGAGCUGCGCGUCUGCCGCAACGGCCGCUGCCGCAACUCGCCGGGCUCCUUCCGCUGCGACUGCCUGCCUGGCUUCACGCUCAGCAACGACGGCCGCACUUGCUUAGACGAGGUUCAAGAUCUUUGUUACGAAAAAUACGAAGAGGACCAUUGUACUGGACCUGGCACAACGCCAGUGACUAGGUCGCAGUGUUGUUGCAGUUCCAGCAAAGGUUUUAAAUUGGGUUGGGGCGUUGCGUGCAAAGAAUGCCCCAAGCAAGGCUCCAAAGAGUACGACAUUCUGUGUCCGGAAGGUCCAAGUAAGGACAACGGUGGCGCUGAUAUCAAUGAGUGUACGAUGAUCCCGGGAAUUUGUCCACACGGCACCUGCGAGAACUUAGAGCCCGGAUACAAGUGCAUCUGCGACCCUGGAUACCAUCCCGAUGCCGACGGUAUUUGCAGGGAUGUCGACGAGUGCGACAUGCAUCAGUCGUAUUGCACUGGUGGGCAAUGUCGCAACACGAUGGGCAGUUUCAAUUGCGUGUGCCCACCGGGCACACGGUACGAAGCGGACGAACAAAUUUGUCGGGACAUUGACGAGUGCGAGGGUGAGCUACUUUUCAUCGUCAAGGACUAUGACAGGGGGGACAUACCGCCAAUGUUCCCAAUGCUCACAGAACAAUCUAAUCCAUGUGAUAAUGGACGAUGUAUAAAUACUCAUGGAAGCUAUGAGUGCGAAUGCGAGCAUGGUUUUGUUUUGGACGCUACGGCCCAACAUUGCCUAGACAACCGUCGGGGCUCGUGCUGGCGGCGGGCAGUGGACGGGCAGUGCGAAGGCGCCGCACCGAACACGCUGCUGCGUCAGGAGUGCUGCUGCAGCGUGGGCCUCGCCUGGGGCUCCCCGUGCGAGCCCUGUCAGACAGACGACUGCCCCUGCCCUAAGGGGUUCGCCAAGCUGGACGGUGCUACGUGCCGCGAUCUGGACGAGUGUAUGCUGGACCCGGAGCUUUGUAUCGGCGGCUCUUGUGUGAACACCGACGGCUCCUACCGCUGCGAUUGUCCUUCUGGACUCACUCUCGAUUCUACCGGAAAUCGUUGUGUGGACACUCGCAAGGAGUAUUGCUACACCGACUACAUCGGAGGUCGGUGUUCGAAUCCGUUGCAAGUGGAGGUCUACCGGGCGAUAUGUUGCUGCUCCUCACUUGGAAAGGCUUGGGGCGAUGGUCGUUGUGAGCCUUGUCCCAAAAAAGGUACGGACGCAUAUCGCAACCUGUGCAUAUCUGACGUCAGCGGACCCCCGACGAUUUGGGACAGACCUUACCCCGGUGGGCCGAACAGAACGGAUAGCAUGAGUCACAUAGUUCCCGGGGGCGAUCUGGACGGCUGGGACGUGGACGUCGGAACAACUUCCUCAACAAUUCCCUGGACGGCUGGGGGAGCCAAGGCCACGGCCUCAUUCCCGGACAAAUGGAGG
This is a messenger RNA of Iphiclides podalirius (scarce swallowtail), 3831 nucleotides long. NCBI's taxonomy places the organism in Eukaryota, Metazoa, Arthropoda, Insecta, Lepidoptera, Papilionidae. The record is from the annotation of a GenBank genome assembly.